This is a messenger RNA of Pseudopodoces humilis (Tibetan ground-tit), 7280 nucleotides long. RefSeq names its product membrane bound transcription factor peptidase, site 2 (gene MBTPS2). NCBI's taxonomy places the organism in Eukaryota, Metazoa, Chordata, Aves, Passeriformes, Paridae. The record is from RefSeq and is a predicted model, not a curated record. Gene Ontology annotation, cellular component: cytoplasm; membrane. Gene Ontology annotation, molecular function: metalloendopeptidase activity; protein binding. Gene Ontology annotation, biological process: regulation of response to endoplasmic reticulum stress; membrane protein intracellular domain proteolysis.
UUCCGGGCAGGUUGGGUUCCGGGGCUGCCCCGCUGAGGCGCGGCGCGGCCCGCGAUGAUCCCGGUGCCGGUGGUGGUGACCGUGCUGGGCGGCUGGUGCGCCGUGUACCUGGCGGACACGCUGCUCAAGUCCUCCAACUCUCUGAAGGCAUCGUAUGAGGACUGGCUGCUGACGUACGGCUUGAGUGUCUCUCCCUUUCACCUGCGGUGGCAAACAGCUCUCUUCAACCGCCAGUUCUACAACUGGGGGAGAUGGAAACCCAAAUUUCUCUACUUAUGGUUCAGCAUAGGAAUGGUGUUUGGAAUAGUUGCCAUGUUUGGCUCUGUUAUUCUGCUUGGAAAGACCCUGCUGCAAACACUGACCCAGAUGCUCACUGAGGCUCCAAAAGCCCAGAAUGAUCGAAUGCUGCAAGUUGUGGUGCCUGGUGUCAAUUUGCCGGUCAGCCAGCUGACCUAUUUCUUCUCUGCAAUCCUCAUCAGUGGUGUGAUACAUGAAGUCGGCCAUGGGGUGGCAGCUAUUCGAGAACAAGUACGAUUUAAUGGAUUUGGGAUUUUUAUCUUCAUUGUCUAUCCCGGAGCAUUUGUUGACCUCUUCACAACUCACUUGCAGCUGAUAUCUCCUGUCCAGCAGUUAAGGAUAUUUUGUGCAGGGGUGUGGCAUAAUUUUGUUCUUGGUGUUGCCAGUUUCAUGGUGUUGUUUCUGCUGCCAGCCAUUCUUUUCCCUUUCUAUUACACGGGUGUUGGGGCACUUGUCACUGAGGUUGCAGAGGAUUCUCCUGCCAAUGGACCGCGAGGUCUUUUUGUGGGAGACCUUGUCACUAACCUACAAGACUGCCCAGUUUAUAAUGUGGAAGACUGGAAUUCCUGUCUGGGAGACAUCUCAGAGAAGUCACAGGUCGGCUACUGUGUAAGUGCAGCCACCCUACAGCAAUUAAGCUUUCCAGCUAGAGUCUACAGGAGACUUGAUGGCACAGUUGAAUGUUGUAGUAACAACAGCCUCACAGACAUUUGCUUUUCAUACGGCAGUAAGUUGGACAGCCAUCUGUAUGCCUGUCUGCCAGCACGAAAAGUUAUUGAAGCCAGCAAAGUUUGUCGAACCAACAUGGACUGCCAUAAGGACUUUGUUCCAAGCUUUUGUGUGACUCCUUCUUUGGAGAACCAAACAAGGCUAAUCAGGGUCAAGCAUCCACCCCAUAUUGACAUGCUCUAUGUAGGACACCCCAUGCAUCUUCAGUACACAGUAAGUCUCAGCAGUUUUGUACCACGACAAAACUUUCUAAGUAUCGAUCUGCCUGUGGUGAUAGAGACAUUUUGCAAGUACCUCAUCUCACUAUCAGGAGCAUUGGCAGUUAUCAAUGCUGUACCCUGCUUCGCUUUGGAUGGUCAGUGGAUAUUAAAUUCCUUCCUGGAAGCCACACUGAGCUCCCUAAUUGUAGAAAAACAUAACAGAGAGCUUGUUGGCUUUUUGAUUUUGCUUGCUGGUAGUGCACUUUUGGCUGCCAAUGUUGCACUGGGACUUUGGAUGGUGACAGCACGAUAGAACAUUGGAUUUUCUUCUAUCAGUUCUCAAAGUAUACAGAAAUAAUGAAUCCAUUACCUUUUAAAAUUUGGUACUGAGAUUGAAAUAAUUCCCUUAAAAUGACACCAAAAGAACAAUCAACUGGUGGUUGCUGUUUUAAUUUAAAACUUUACAACACCAUGCCUGUGGUCAUGGGAAAUCUAAUAGGAAAAAGUAGAAGCCUUUUUAUUUACUCUUUAAGCAUUGUAUUAAUUUUGGAGAAAUUGAAUUUUAAGAUUUCAUAGGAAAAAGUCAGACUUCAUUAAUUCAGAUUCCAAAAUAAGGGAAUUAUUUUGCUUCAAACAUUUGUAAAGUGGGAGAAAAAAAAACAGUUUUAUUUUAUAAUUUAAAUAAUUGUCUGUGUGGGCUCUGAUCAUUUCUCAAUCAGCAUAGUUUCAGUGACUUGUUUUGGUUUUUUUUAGUCUGGUACUCUACCAAAUGCUAUUCUAAGAAACCACAAAGUUUGGUCUCAAAAUGGGGAAAAGCUAGGUAAAUGCUUACCAUGUGUUGAUGGGGAGAGAGCAGCCAUUUGGGUGAGUGGCUUUCCUUUUCACCUGGCCAAAAUGACUGGAGGAAUGUUGUCCUCAGGAUGUAGAUGAGAAGUGCCAAUGUCUGCUAAAAAUGAAGUAUGUGGGAGGAUAACAAAGCCCACAUGUUUGCGUUGCUUACACUUCCAGUUGUAUAUUAUCAUACGCAGCUGAAGUUUUUUUAAAGGCAAUAUUUGUCAGCAAUAGCUAAAAGAUAACUGAAAUUUUGUUUCUGAGUGCUGAAGUAUGCUGUGCACAGUUUUCCUAAGUGAUGUGUAAUGUUUGUGGUGUUUUACUCAGAAAAUAAUACUGUAUUCUACCUGUUCACAGUUGAAAGUGAAACCCAUUGUUUUUAUGGUGUCUAUCUUCUGAUGCUAUGCAUGUAAUAUGUACAGUAACUCACUGAUGAUUUUCUGUAUUUCAGAGGGUAAUUUUCCUUUGCUAGGAUUCAUUCUGUUCAAACAUAGCUAACAAAGAUAUUUAGCUGAAGCUGGUCUUAGAUAUGAAUUAUUUAGAGGAAGAAUAUGAUUGUGACUUGAGCUAUUUAAACAUUUGGUUUUGCUUUCUGAGAUGAAUAUAGACCAUAUCCUUGUUCUUGGAUGAACAGUGGAAGAACAGUCAGUGUUUUACUGACUGAAGUAUGUGUGACAUGCUUUGAAGCUCUUUAGGUCUGUUAUGUUUUGUACCCAAUAGGAUUAUAUAUUGAAUGUCUUGUCCUUCUGUGAUAUAUCACCUAGUUUAUAUAAAUCAGGUUCAGUCAGAGUCUUGCCUCAAUAUAGGCUGAUAUUUAAACAAAAAUGCUCUGAUUUGGGAGCCUAAAUAUUUGAAAUAAGAAAUUUUUGAAAAAUACCCUGCAACGUCUGCCUCAUACAGUGCUCCCCAUAGGAGCUUCUGCAGCUCAGAGUUCCUUUACAGAAAUGGCCUUUCCAUCAGGAACUGAAGUGGAACCUAAGCUCACAGAUCCUGGCCUGCAGGGAGUACUGAAACAUAUAUGACAAGGUAAAAUAACUUCUUUUGACACUUGAAGUGAAACCUUGGGUAAUUUCAAAGUGGGGCUGAGCCAAAUUCCUGGUGUUGCUGCAUAGAUUCAUAACUCUAUGAUGUUUGCAUUUGCCCAUUGAUGUGUACUUUUGCACAGUAGCUUUCACACUUAGAUACACUCCUUUCUUACGAUGGUGCAAGCAGUAAUGAGAGACCAUGUUUAUUUAAUUUGUUGUUGGCUAGUUUACAUCCCUUUCCAGUGCUGCCACAGGCUGGGUGGGCCCUUGAAGUUCACCUCUGUGGCGUGGCUGGCCCGUGCCUCUCCUUUUCAGUCAUUUCAACCCAGGCAAACUGGGACAGGUCCUGGCAGGAGAGAGUAAGUCCCCCAAUCCAGUAUGAGCUGGCCUCUUUGGGGACCAUUAAAAGUAACACAAAGUGUAAGAAAAAAAAAAAAUACAAACCAGAAACUACACAAGGUAAGUCUAAGUUAUCAUCACUCCUGGAAACAUAACUGUCCUGGGUUGAUUUGGUUGGGUUGCUGGUUUGCUUCCCGGGGGGAGCCCCACUAGAGGUUUUCUCCCAAAUUUGCCCUAAACCAGGACAAUAACAGAGGUUUCAGAGUAGCAGUUCUUAUGGGCUGCUCUGCCAUUCCUCAGUGGACAGGAGGACAGGAGCAGCCUGGUCCUUGCACAAGGCCUGGCUCUGAGGCUCUGUUCCAGACUGCUUUCUCACCUCAGUGACUCUUUACUGAUUUGAGCUCUUCCUUUCUGUGGCUCUGUGACACUUUCCUCUGUCUCAUCCAAUCUACAGUGCAAAAAAUCAAUUUGCAUUUAGAAGUUUUAAUGUAGUUUAGUAAGACAGGAUAUUAAGUUUCAAAACAUGUCAAGUUAGAUAUUUAUUCAUGUUGACUACAAUGGCUUGGAACAAUCCUUUAGCAUAGUGCCUCUCAUGGAGAUGUAGGCAACAGAUUUAGAAAAACCCAAAGCUGCUGAAUUGACAUGCACAAAUUUCGUCUGCUAUAAUGAGGCUGGCAGGCUGUUUCUGGCUAUUUAGUGUGCUACCAAAACAUGAAGUUUUACCAAAUGAAGCUAAAGCCAGUUUGCUUUACGGAGUCACUGAAAGCCAAAGUUUUACCAAGUAGAACUUCAGUCUGUGUCUGACCUCAUAAGCAAGAAGAGGGUGGAGAAGACAUUGGUCAUGGCUUUAGCAAAACAGACAUGCUAGUGCACUGUAAAUACACUAGUUAUCUUGUAUGGAAGAGAGAGUACUAGAAGUGCUUAAAAAUAAUUCAUGAGUCCAUUUCUCCACAUGCUAAAAUUUGGCUGAGUAAGGGUUGAUUUAGGUAUGUACAGGUUCUUUAAAUCAAGACUUGAAGCAAACUGAGUGUGAAUGGUGAGCCAGCACAUCUUAGAUUAGUGUGGACAAAGGUAGUAGUUAGGUUGGACCACUCUCUGAAGAAGAGGUUGUUCAGUGGAUCCAUUUAAUUCUCUAUAAUCCUAACACAUGGAUUACAUUCUGAUAAGCAUGUGCCAUACAUACACUUACUGGAAGGAUUUUUUUCUGGCAUUUUGGUCAUCUAUUUAGCAAGAGAAAACACGAAAGUACAGAGUGAUUUUUGUGGGUUGGAUUUUUAAUGGAGUAUUUCUGAUGUGUGUUUUGUUUUUGUAAAAAUAGGAAGUCUUUAAAUUAAAUCCUUCUACAUCUUAUUCUAAUUAGCCCCUCAGAAUCUUUAAUACGGAAUCCAUCAAUAUAAUUAAAGGGAUAUUGACUGGACUAUGAAACACAGCACUCUUAAAGAUUGGAUGGCUGCUACUUUUUAUGUAUAUACUAUGCAUUUUAAAUCUGUAUCAGAUGGAAAAAGUAAUGUCUAAUAUUCAGAAAUGUUAUACUUAGCUUUUGUUUGAAAAUUUCCAGAAGAAAUCCAUAAUUAUAACCAUUGUUCUACUUUGUUUUUUAUGAAAUUGUUUUUUAUAUCAGCAAAUAUUUACAUGGCAUGUUCUGAUAAUGCAUGAUAUGACAUGCAGAUGGGAAACUCCUUAGCAUGGGGAUGUUACAUGCUCUUUGCUAAUUUAGGAAAUUAAAAACAGCUUGCUUCUGUACAAAUUAAAUGAAAGAGGCUUCACUAGAAAAAGUAUAGAUAAACUUGCAGAUUAGUCAUCCCAAAUUAUGAGCCACAGUGGAAAAUUUUUUAACUCAUCCUUUUUAUUUAGAAUUAGGCAACCAUGUUGGUAGUUCCUUUCAGUGAGAAUUCUGCAUUGUGGGUAUGUGUGUAUACAUACAUUUGUAUGACAGAUACAUACAUGGCCAUAGGAUGGAUUAGUGCUUUUUUAGGGAUAGCUUACAGCAGUUCUCCUUAUUCUGCAUUGUAGGCUUUUGCUUUUCUUUUUCCUUCUCUCUGUGAAUUCUGUCUAUGGUUUUCUCUGGAUUUGAAGAUAGAAACUUAUGUUUUCUUCCCAUUAGCAAUUCUUAACUUCUUUAUUAACAGAGGAUGAGUGGUGGGGACAUGAUGUAACCACAGCUGCGUGAGUUUUGUUCAGCUGUUUAAAGUACGUUUCUUACUUUCUGUGAAGCCUCAGCUACAAGCAUGAUAAACAUGACUUUUUCAGGGCAACUUAAAAAGGUCAGCCUUGGAAUCCAUCACUCUCUUACUGCUGCUGUUUGUGCUGUUCUGGAGAACUGGGAUGAACAAGACUGUGUAGGUCAUACUGAAGAAAGAAAGUUUUCAGAGCAGAACUCUCCAUGGCAGUCAGGGUGUUUUAGCCUUCUUUUAACAAGGAUAUGUUUCGUUCAGUUUAGCACAUCAGUACUCCCAGUGUUCCCAUAGCUUCCCAUACAUUUCACAUGAUGCCAAAGGGUGACCUGUAGGAAUAUUUUUAAAAUAAAUUAUAUGUGUGUUACAAAUUCAGAGCUUUCAUACUGAUCUGGAUGUCACUAAUGACAGAUGAGGAAGGCUUAUAAAGCUUUAUAUAGCCUAGUCUGUAUUUAGUUGUUUUAAAAAUAUGUGAGUUAAACUCUAGAUAUAAGUAGUUGUUUCUAAAAUAUGCAUUCUGUACACCUGCAUUCAGACCAAUUUCCACAACCAGUCUUGUCUCAGCUUUGUUCUUGUAAUCUUGUGAGUAAGGAAUCUUGAAUCUUAACACAGGUGAGAUCCAAUAUUGGCAAAUAUUUUAUACCUUCUUUAUCUUGAAUUUAAUGUAGCACUUUCUAUUGAUAAGUUAUUUAAUGUGGCUGAGUUACCUGGGCAUCAAUGCAGUACUUGGGAGCAUUGCACUGGGGACUGCCAGAAAACAGCAGCUUUGUGACUGCUGGUCUUUGGGCUCAUCCACUCCAUCACGUGAAGAGCAGAUGGCAGCAUUUAAGGGCAGUGAAGGACUUCAGUUUAUGGCAGCUUUAUGAAACUUUCACACUGCUGACCCAGUGUGAAAGGACAGAAACAAAGAGCAGGAUAUGACAGUGCAAUUCCUUUCAUUCCAUUUACAUUGUCAUGAAACCUGAAAAGAAUUUGUAAUUAACAUUUCAGAGCAGGAAGAUAUGUUUUCCAGCCCUUCUCUGAAUCAUUCAGUGACUGAUGGUCAAACUUUUUUCUUAACAGUUUAUCAUUCCUUUGAUAAAUAUGUGCUGAAUAAGUAGCAUGGAUAGUUGUGCUUAUUUUGUAAAAUGGACUUGGAUAUUUCUCACCUCUGGAUGUUCAUCCUGGGAUGGUUUUUGCAGCAUCAUAGUAUAAUUGGUCUUCACUGAUACUGGGUUGAAAGUUUAGAGGCUCUUUCCAAGCCAUCAGUAGGAAAAUCUAUUUCCAAGUUAUUUGUUAAUAUUUUAAAUUAAUCUUUUCCUUACAUGACAUUGUUUUUAGACUUCAUAUACUCAGUUGAUCUUAUCUGAAGCCUGUGGAUGGAAUAUGUAUUGUUUAGAAAUUCACUGUGGGGUUUUUUUUCCUCUACAUGGCCUUAUUUUUCACACUGACUCACAGCUGUGGAAUGUUAGAUUUCUAGACCCUUUGUUCCCACUAUGCAUUGUUCAGGAUCAUGUUUUUUUUAAAAAAAACGGGAAAAAAAGAAAGCUUCAUUUUGAAAAUGUCAGCUAACAAAGAUAUGGAACACUGAAUAAUGUAUUGUGGUUUUGUUUUGCUUUUUUUCUCUAUUUAAUUAACCAAACAAUAAGUAUUGUUUUCUAUGUAUGAUAAAUGUAUCCUGCAAAUAAAUGCAUUGUCUGAUUGUU